Messenger RNA from Wallemia mellicola CBS 633.66, 857 nucleotides. RefSeq names its product subunits of heterodimeric actin filament capping protein Capz. Gene Ontology annotation, biological process: cell morphogenesis; barbed-end actin filament capping. The transcript has a single exon. Gene Ontology annotation, cellular component: F-actin capping protein complex. The record is from RefSeq and is a predicted model, not a curated record. The coding region runs from base 299 to 793 and encodes 164 amino acids. Gene Ontology annotation, molecular function: actin filament binding. Lineage: Eukaryota; Fungi; Basidiomycota; Wallemiomycetes; Wallemiales; Wallemiaceae.
GACAGAUAAAAUAGAAGCUUUAUUAGACCUCGUCAGAAGAUUAGCUCCUCAGAAUAUUGACAGCAAUUUGGGAUGUCUUAGCGAACUCGUCAGUGACGAUCUAGAUACACAAGAUGAAUUCCUUGGUAGCGUGGAUAAACCCUUAGAGAUACGCACAGAUAGUAGCAACAGAGAGUAUCUCAUCUGCGAUUACAACAGAGAUGGCGAUAGCUACAGAUCUCCAUAUACCAAUAGCUACAUCCCUGAGUUAUCAGAUGGCACAUUGCCAUCUCCUCAAUUACGCCAAUUAGAAACUGGUAUGAAUGACGCAUUAGAAACCUACAGAGAUAUGUACUUUGAAGGUGGCUUAUCUGGUGUAUACCUAUGGGAUUUAGAUGGCAGCGCUAACUUCGCAGGUGUUGUCUUAAUCAAAAAGACCGUUGACGAUGGUAGUUGGGACAGUGUACACGUAUUUGAGGUCAGCACACAUGGUAGAGAAGCCAACUAUAAGCUCACUACUACGGUUAUACUCUCAUUAAAAAACGAUGAGAAGGAAUCAAAGACAAACUUGUCGGGCAGUUUAACCAGACAGUGCGAAACUAACGCUAAUGUUCCUGCACCUUCUGCUCAUAUAACCAACAUUGGUAGAUUGAUUGAAGAGCAUGAAAGAGGUAUAAGGAAUAGCCUGGCUGAAGUAUACCUUGGUAAAACUAAAGAUAUUCUUAAUGAAAUACGUAUAAUCAAUGGACAAGGUGAGGAGUUCAGGAAGAGAUCGCUCCAACAAGAGUUACUUGGAAAGUUAAAGUCAAAGUAGAAAUUGAAUGCAUCUAAGCUGUUUGUUCGUGUCUUUCCUUUGACAUCCUUUGUACAUAAGUAGU